CAAUCCUCACUUGAUUGGUUGCACAGCAUGCAUGUGACACCCGUAGUCAAUGCCCACAGGUACUUUUCCUAAAGAGAAAAGUAAAAGAAAGAAAGAAAAAGAAAAGAAAAGAACGGUUCGCGGACGGACGGGAGCUCCUUAAAAGAGCCGGCUCUUUGAACCGGUUCGUUCACGACCGACACAUCACUAAUCCAGCGGAAGUAAACAAACACUACAGCUGUUAGCAGUGUUAGCUCUGUGCACGCCAAGUUAUUGAAUAAAGUGGAAGACGGUAUUGUAGCGGUGACACAGUCAAUUAUUUCAUUCGUAAUUAAGCAACAAUGUCUUCAGUUGAGUGUUUGAGAGAGUUUGUCAACGAGCGACUAAAUGCUGCUGCUGAAGAAAUAUUUGGCGUUUUUAUAAAAACUAUCGUCGAGUACGAAGAAGAGAUCUAUCGUCAGCGCAAACUGCUGGAUAUCGUUUGGAAACCUGAAAUAAAGUUACACAGGAUAGAUCUCCAACAGCAACAUGUCUGUGAGGAGGAAGAGGAGGAGGUUCUCACUGACCAGCAGCUCUGUAACCAGGAGAGGAGCUCCAGUCUGGACCAAGAGGACCCAGAGCCUGUACAGAUUAAAGAGGAACAGGAGGAACUCUGCACCAGUCAGGAGGGAGAGGAGCUUGUGAUGAAGGUGGAGGCUGAUACCUUUGUGGUGACUCCUACUGAUGAGGAAAGGGACCACAGUGAAGCAGAACCUGAAAGUGACCACCAGCUGCUGUUGAACAACUUUAAUGCAGCUGAGAGCCAAGAUCAGAAAGGAUACAAGAAUGAAGACUCUACUCGAGAUGCAGAGUCAGAACAAAACAAUCAGCAGUAUGAAAACAAAAGUCACAGUGACCUUGUCAACAACCCUAACUCAUCAGGGGCUGACAGUAAUAUUCACAAACAGUCUUUUAAAUGUAAUACUUGUGGAAAGGAUUAUAAGUGUAAGUCAUCACUUCUGAACCACAUGAAAAUACACACAGGUGGGAAGCCGUACCUUUGCAAAACCUGCGGGAAAAGAUUUUGUAGGAUUCAUUCAUUGAAAAUACAUCAAAGCAUUCACACAGGUGAGAAGCCAUAUAUUUGCACAACAUGUGGGAAAAGAUUUCGUAGAAUUGAUUCAUUGACAAUGCAUCAAAGAGUUCACACAGGUGAGAAGCCGUAUAUUUGCACAACAUGUGAGAAAGCUUUCAGGCAGAGUAGUACCUUGAAUACCCACAUUAGACAUGUCCACAAUAAUGAGAAGCCAUGCCUUUGCAAGAUCUGUGGGAAAAGAUUCAGUGAAGUGUCAACAUUGAAAAAGCAUCAGAGCAUACACACAGGUGAGAAGCCGUACCUUUGCAAAACCUGCGGAAAAAGAUUUUGUAGAAUUGAUUCAUUGAACCAGCAUCAGAGAGUUCACACAGGAGAGAAGCCAUAUUUUUGUACAAUAUGUGGGAAAGCUUUCACACAGGGAUCUCAUCUGAACGUCCACAUUAGAUGCGUCCACAAUAAUGAGAAGCCAUGCCUUUGCAAGAUCUGUGGGAAAAGCUUCAGUAAAGUGUCAACAUUGAAAAAGCAUCAGACAAUCCACAAUGGUGAGAAGUCAUAUGCCUGCAACAUGUGAGAAAAGGUUCGCUGUUCUGACACACUUGAAAAAACAUGCAGCAACACACAGAGAUGAGAGGCCAUACACUGCAACAUGUGUAAGAAAACAUUCUGCGCCACAUUUGACUUGAAAGAGCACAUCAAAAUCCAUACAGGUUAAUAGCUGUUAACUCACAAAUCAUGUGACCUUACAGUCAAUGAGAGGAGCCAACACUGGUGAGAGACCUUUGCAAUGUUUGUUCGUGGUCAGAACUGAAGAACUCACUGACUGUAUUGUAUGACCAUAUGAGAAGUCCUAUUGUAUAUAAAUGUUCUUUAGUUUUGCUGUUUUAUACUGUUCACUACUUCACUGUGCCUGAUUUAUAGCUGAAUUAGCAAACAGAAUUAUCAGAAUUUGUGAAAUGUUUUUUUCUACAUAAUAUGUACGUUUGUGUAUAUAUAUACACACACAGACACAGACAUAUUGAAAUAAAUGUUUACAAAGUCUAAAUGUUGUGCACUUUUUGGAGUACUGCUAAUAUACAGCUCUGUGAUCAACACUGCUUGCUAAAGUUCUGAAGUUUCACGAUGUAGAA
This is a messenger RNA of Larimichthys crocea (large yellow croaker), 2181 nucleotides long. Its product is annotated as zinc finger protein OZF-like. Gene Ontology annotation, biological process: regulation of transcription by RNA polymerase II; embryo development. Gene Ontology annotation, molecular function: RNA polymerase II transcription regulatory region sequence-specific DNA binding; DNA-binding transcription factor activity, RNA polymerase II-specific. The transcript has 2 exons. Gene Ontology annotation, cellular component: nucleus. Bases 321 to 1625 code for a protein of 434 amino acids. The record is from RefSeq and is a predicted model, not a curated record. Lineage: Eukaryota; Metazoa; Chordata; Actinopteri; Sciaenidae.